This is a messenger RNA of Dinoponera quadriceps, 1698 nucleotides long. Its product is annotated as LIM/homeobox protein Awh-like. Bases 82 to 1074 code for a protein of 330 amino acids. The record is from RefSeq and is a predicted model, not a curated record. Gene Ontology annotation, molecular function: DNA-binding transcription factor activity, RNA polymerase II-specific; RNA polymerase II transcription regulatory region sequence-specific DNA binding. NCBI's taxonomy places the organism in Eukaryota, Metazoa, Arthropoda, Insecta, Hymenoptera, Formicidae. Gene Ontology annotation, cellular component: nucleus. Gene Ontology annotation, biological process: regulation of transcription by RNA polymerase II; neuron differentiation. The transcript has 4 exons.
UCGCCCUGAUGAUCGAGAUGAGGAAGAGAAGAAGCACGUGAUCUCGCGUGCAUUUCUGGGAUUAAUCGCGACGGUGCAAACAUGAAGACCGAGAUGGAGACGGAGCCCGAGUGUGCAGAUGGUAGCCUGUGCUCGAGCAACAACAACAAUAAUAACAACAACAGUACCGGCAACAACAAUAACAAUGGCGUCGCCGCGGUCGUGAAGAAGGGUGGCAACGACAACUACGACGGGAUGGAAAUGGACUGCGGCGGCUGCGGGGAAAGCGUACGCGAGCGCACUGUCCUGUGCGUAGGGGGCCGUACUUGGCACUCCAGGUGCCUAAAGUGUUGCGCCUGUGCGAGGCCCCUGCAAGAUCAGCACUCGUGUUUCCUACGCGGGAUGCGGUUGUACUGCAGACACGAUUAUGCCUUAACGUUCGGCGCGAAAUGCGCGAAAUGCGGACGCAGCGUGGGCGCCGGCGACUGGGUGAGAAGAGCCAGGGAGCGGAUCUACCACUUGGCCUGUUUCGCCUGCGACGCCUGUUCCCGUCAAUUGUCCACGGGGGAGCAGUUCGCGCUUCUGGACGCACGAUUGCUCUGCAAGGCCCACUAUCUGGACGUGGUCGAGGGUAACAACACGUCUUCGUCGGAGGACUGCGACUCCGAGCACGGCGGCAAGGGCAGCAAGACGAAGCGCGUGAGGACAACCUUCACCGAGGAGCAGCUCUCGGUGUUGCAGGCCAACUUCCAGCUGGACAGCAAUCCCGACGGUCAGGAUCUCGAGAGAAUCGCUCAAGUGACCGGCCUGAGCAAGCGAGUCACGCAAGUCUGGUUUCAGAAUUCCCGCGCGAGGCAGAAGAAGCACAGCGGCAAGAUUAAGACGCAGAUGCACCACUCGCCGCCGAUGCAGCAUCACCCGGUCGAUCUGUAUCCUGGCGGAGUGAACGUGGUCGGCGCUUAUCUGGGCGGUUAUCAAGCCAGCAGCGCCGGUAGCGAAAGUCCAGGUAGUCCAUUAACGCCUCUCACGCCGCUCACGCCUCUCACACCGACUACGCCGAACCACUUGCAGGCGCAAUUCUGCCAUCCGGGGUAAAUCGACGUAAGGGCUCGUUUUUUACCACGAAAUCGUCGACACUGACGGUCGAGUAUUCACGUGCGCCGUCCGUGCGUGAAUCUUCCCUGAACGAUUCGUAUUCCGGAUCGUCUUCUAAUUUGUACAUAUCGAGAUAGAGAGAAAAAAAGAGAGAGAGAGAGGAGGGUGGUGAGAAUGUGUAAAAUAAACGCGUCUAAUAAUAGAAAAUAACAUAAUGCACGCGGAAGGUACGGAAAUCGCGUACCGAAAGCGUCUACGCUUAUUUAUUCCAAACUCGAUGCAACGGUUUUUAUGUGUAUUCGCGGUCAAGAACUAGAUUUCCUCGACAAUGCGGGGAGAUGGGAAACAAUGCAAGGAAGUGAAGUUCACUCGAGUUACGAGCACUCGGGCAAUAGCAUUAUCACAUCCUCUGUUCGCAAAUUCUCAACAUAGGUAGGUCUUUAUAAGUAUAAAUAAGUUGUGUAUAUAUAUAUAGGUGAGUUUUAGCUUUUGUACAUAUAUAAGCUCAUUGUAUCAUCAGACGUAUAUCGAAAGAGAUUCGCGUGAGAAUUUGAUAUCGUUCCCACCAUUGUCGCUGCAAUAUUGUAAACCAUGCUGUUAUCAAUAAAACGCAUCUUGCUGUUA